Paramecium pentaurelia is the source of this 1278-nucleotide messenger RNA. Lineage: Eukaryota; Ciliophora; Oligohymenophorea; Peniculida; Parameciidae. The record is from the annotation of a GenBank genome assembly.
AUGAAAGUGAAAUAAAAAAAAUAAGUUCAAUUUGCAAAAGGAACUAUGAAUUCUUAAGAGAAGGCAUAAUCCAUUGAAUAGAAUAAUGUUGAUUACAAUUUAAUAAAUGAGAAUGAAUUUGAAAAGAAUUCAAAUUUUUCAGAUUAUGAAUUCUUAUCUGCUUGUAGAGAGAUAUUAAUUUGUUAAAAUUGUGCCAACGAUCUAAUAACUUAAUAUAAAGAGUUAUAUAAAUCUUUUUUGAGUAGAUAAGAAAAAUUCCUAUUUUUAUAAAGUGAUUUAAAGUAAUAUAGAAUCUAAUGUGAGAUUCAUACUUCAAAUUUAUUUGGAUAAAAAAGAAAUGAUAUAUUGAAUAAUAAUAAAUAGAAAUAUUCACUUAAUCUAUUUGGACAAAAUAGAUUGAGUUUUAUGGAUUUCCCAAAAUUUUUAUUCAAAACAGGUGAAUUCCAAAUAAUAAUACGUGCUGAUGUUUUUAAGGCUUAAGUAAAUUACUUUCUUAAAUAAAUGCAAGUAAAUGAGACAAUUAAUAAUGAAAAAGAUAUUAUUAUGCACAUUAAUGAUAUAGUAGAUCCUGAGGACAAUAUAAAUUUCAAUGAAUUUAUUCGAUAAAGAGAUAAUUAAAUAAUAAUUAAUUAUGAUGUAUUUUCUUAUUUCAGUAUGCAUAGUAUAUUCUUUUCGAUAAAAUUUUAAAAUUUGGUACAACAGUUUUAGAUAUUUAAAUUUAAGAUAAUAUUAGAUUGAAAAUAUUAAGAGCUAUUAGUUCUUUGAUUUUAGAAUAAGUUUUAAAUGGUAGGGAUCAAUUUAUUUAGAAAUAUCAUUUAAAAAUAAAUUUCAUAAGAAUUGUAAAAUUAAUCCAAAAUAUUAUAGCUAAAAUAAUUAAUUAUAUAAAAGAUUGAAAAUAGAAUUCAAUCAAUAGAAUAUGAAAAAUAAUAAUAAAUAUUUAUUGCAUAUAUUGAAUAAGAAGAAAAAUAAAUUGAAGCUAAAAAGGAAAAAUAAAGAAAAAAAAGAUAAUAACGAAAAUUAAAAAAGAAAGUUAAUUAAUAAUUGGAAUAGUUGGAAGAAGAUGAUAUAGAUGAUGAAGAAACUAAAACAUUUGGUUCUGAAUUAAAUGUCAAAACUUAAAAAGAUGAAUCUUAACAUUCUGAUAAAGAAAUAUUGACAGAAUUGCUUAUUCUUAAAAGAAAUAUUAAUGAAAUCAAUCAAAAAAGAAAAUAAUUAAGAGAAACAAUUAGAAAAGAGUGGGAAAACUACUAUAAAUAGUUUAAAUCAUUAAAACAAUGA